Messenger RNA from Camponotus floridanus (Florida carpenter ant), 828 nucleotides. RefSeq names its product 30S ribosomal protein S11, chloroplastic (gene mRpS11). The transcript has 4 exons. The coding region runs from base 75 to 716 and encodes 213 amino acids. NCBI's taxonomy places the organism in Eukaryota, Metazoa, Arthropoda, Insecta, Hymenoptera, Formicidae. Gene Ontology annotation, biological process: ribosomal small subunit assembly; maturation of SSU-rRNA from tricistronic rRNA transcript (SSU-rRNA, 5.8S rRNA, LSU-rRNA); translation. Gene Ontology annotation, molecular function: small ribosomal subunit rRNA binding; structural constituent of ribosome; mRNA 5'-UTR binding. The record is from RefSeq and is a predicted model, not a curated record. Gene Ontology annotation, cellular component: mitochondrial small ribosomal subunit; ribosome.
GUUUUCUUCUUAAAAUUUUUCUCACUUAUUUAUUUCUUAUAAAAUAUAAGAUAUCAUUAAGUUAUUAAACUAAAAUGUUUAAGUCUGUUUUACAUAUGACGAAAUUUCCUGUAUUAAAGGGAAGCGUGUCAGCUGAUGGUCGAUUGACCUCAUUGUUUACUAAUUUAAAUGUUAUAACCUCGAAAAACAUUUGCACCACGAUAACAUGUUGCAAGGAGAUUCGAUCACAAAACGAAAAAGUGAAGGUUGGCAGAGGCUCAAAAUAUGGAUUAAUAGAAGGAGAAACUACAGUCGAAGCAUUGAAUAUUAAUCAACAGGACUUAUUUCCUGAUGCAGAUACACCAAAUCGACUCUUUAAUGGUGUACCAUUUAAAGAUUUACACAUUGUUAAUAUAAAAUCAUCUCCUAAUAAUACAAUUUUCAGUUUUACUGAUAGUAAGGGUCUAGUAAUAAUGACUCAUACAGCUGGUAUAGAAGGUUUUAAAAAUGCUAAGAAAGGGACAAAUAUUGCUGGUCAACAAGCAGCUAUAACACUCGCUAGUCGUAUUCUGGACUAUGGUGUAAAUAUGGUGAGAAUACGAAUACAAGGUAUUGGAGCAGGUAGAAUGUCUUCUAUAAAAGGCUUUCAAAUGGCAGGUUUAAAUGUUAUAUCAAUUACAGAUGCUACUAGAGUAAGUUGGUGUCCACCUAGACCACGAAAACAAAGAAGAGUGUGAUUAUUAUACGUUAUAAAUUAUAAUUAAUUGUGAAAAUAUUAAUGAAUAUAUUAAUAGAUCUUAUAAGACUUACAUAUGAUACACAUUAUUUCACAUUGCCAAAUAACUAAAC